This is a messenger RNA of Macroventuria anomochaeta, 689 nucleotides long. RefSeq lists its product as uncharacterized. The record is from RefSeq and is a predicted model, not a curated record. The transcript has a single exon. Lineage: Eukaryota; Fungi; Ascomycota; Dothideomycetes; Pleosporales; Didymellaceae. Bases 261 to 509 code for a protein of 82 amino acids.
GUCAAAUAAGUCGCUCUUACCUGAUCAGCAAAAUGACGUCGUCAGUCCUUGCUUGUUUCUGCUUUGCAAGGUUGCCAGGAGAUCUUCCCGUCGGCGCGCUUAGACCUUCGUGACGACCUUUCAAGUAUCCUCAUCCGUCUUACAUAUGAGUCUCGCUUUGUUCUCGUUGGCAAAUAUUAUCUUUGAAGAACUGUAGUCUCGUUCACCGUUAUCAAGAUCAUCAUUAACCCUCAGCUUGUUGACCUACUCCACGCUUCGCAAUGACUGGACGACGUUCUGCGCGCGCGGAUGCGAAAGCGCCUGUUAAGUACACCUCGGAUUCAGACGACUCAAACUUCGGCGCGAAAAAACGAAGAAGUCAACCAAGAAGGCCGAUGAGCCCACUCCUAAGAAGGGAACUAAGCGUUCUCAAUCGCCUAAUGGCGAAGCCGAGAAAACACCCAAGCGUCGCAAGAGGUUACCUGAGACCCUUGCACCUGAGCAUGCAGAAAGGAGCAAUUCUGUUAUAACUACCCCAACAACAAUUUAAAUUCAUAGAUUAUCUCGGACUGCGAUCUUUCAGACCCAAUAUCUACUAUUACCUUUAGUUUUUAGCGUCAGCUGUCUUGCUUACUAUAUAAUACCACAAUCUCCAGUGAGCACGUAGAGCAGUACCAUCUCGGACUAUCUCGGGCAAGAUUGCAGUAUAU